AUGCCACAAGAAGCUCUUGUGAAAACACCAUGGGCAGGCGAGCGGGCAGCGUGUUGCCAAGAGCUGCUGCACAACCGGUGCCAGCCUUGCAGGUCACCGUGGUGGUCGCUCCUGAGGUGUGCCUCCACUUCGCUCUGGCAACUUCUUCUCUUGGCUGCUGCAAGUCCGUUGGGAGGGUACAAGUGUAAGAAAGUUGCUUAUGGUGAAAACACUUCGGCAUCGAUAAGUAGAACCACUGCAGUGUGCCUGGCUGUGUGUGUUGGAGCAGCUGCAAGCAUCUCUGCUCAUCAGGCUUCCCCACACGUCCACCCAGGAUGCUCAGCAAGAGCUGCCAUGCACUCCAUCCCUGCUGCAGCUCGCCCUGCAAAAGAUGGCAGAAGACCUGAAGCCAGGCGGAGGGGAGCACUGGUGCAAAGUGCCUGCCUUCGCCAGAGCUUGGCGAUGUUACGAGGGAUGCUGCCGCAGGGAGAUCUUGAAAACUCCAGGACGAAGAUGAGAAGCGCGGUGUCAGUUCGAGAGGGGCAGGGAGUCGUGCUGCUCUGCGGACCACCCCCCCGGGCGGGAGAAUUGUCAUUUGCUUGGAUCUUCAAUGAAUAUCCAUCAUUUGUACAAGAGGACAGUCGUCGAUUUGUGUCUCAAGAGACUGGUCACCUCUACAUAGCCAAAGUGGAGCCGUCAGAUGUAGGGAAUUACACCUGUGUUGUAACCAGCACUGUGACCAACAGCCAAGUUCUUGGGUCACCAACUCCUCUCGUCCUGCGCACGGAUGGUGUGAUGGGAGAAUAUGAACCCAAAAUAGAAGUUCAGUUUCCUGAGACACUUCCUGCAGCUAAAGGCUCCACCGUGAAGCUCGAAUGCUUUGCACUAGGAAACCCUGUGCCUCAGAUUAACUGGAGAAGAACUGAUGGGCUGCCAUUUCCAAGUAAAAUAAAGCUGAGGAAAUCCAAUGGCAUGAUUGAAAUACCUAAUUUCCAGCAAGAGGAUGCAGGGCUGUACGAAUGUAUUACUGAAAACUCAAGAGGAAAAAACAUUGCAAGAGGACGUCUCACUUACUAUGCAAAACCUCACUGGAUCCAGACGAUAAAAGAUACUGAAGUUGCUGUGGAGGACACCUUAUACUGGGAUUGCAGAGCAAGUGGGAAGCCCAAGCCGUCGUACAGGUGGCUGAAGAACGGAGACCAACUGUCAAUAGAGGGAAGGAUCCAAAUUGAAAACGGUGCACUUACAAUAUCAAAUCUAAAUCUGACAGAUUCUGGCAGAUACCAGUGCAUAGCUGAAAAUAAACAUGGUGUCAUCUAUUCAAGUGCAGAGCUCAGGGUUGUAGCUUCUGCUCCAGAUUUUUCCAAGAAUCCAAUGAAGAAACUGAUCCAGGUUCAAAUAGGCAGCACAGUUAAUUUUGAAUGCAAACCAAAAGCUUCCCCUAAGGCCAAAUGCUCCUGGAAGAAGGGAGGUGAGCAGCUACACGAAAAUGAAAGAAUCGUGUUAUUAAAUGAUGGAGGACUAAGAAUAGCCAACGUGACCAAAGUUGAUGCUGGAAGCUACACGUGCUUGGCAACAAACCAGUUUGGAACAGCCAGUGGCUCAACAAACCUAAUAGUUACAGAGCCAACCAGGAUUACUUUGGCACCUUCCAACAUGGAUGUCACUGUCGGAGAAAGUGUCGUCUUGCCUUGCCAGGUUCAGCACGAUCCUAUACUGGACAUCAGCUUCACCUGGUAUUUCAAUGGAACGCUCACUGACUUCAAGACAGACGCUUCUCAUUUUGAGAAGGUUGGAGGG
Tauraco erythrolophus (red-crested turaco) is the source of this 1779-nucleotide messenger RNA. The record is from RefSeq and is a predicted model, not a curated record. NCBI's taxonomy places the organism in Eukaryota, Metazoa, Chordata, Aves, Musophagiformes, Musophagidae.